GGGCGCCCAAUCCGUACCAGCAGAGCCAUUUUGUGAUUACGUAAGCGCAUGGGUCAUGUGGCCUGCGAUUGCGCAAACACAGGACCAUGGUUUUGUGUGGAGGAGGGCGCGCCAGUUUGACAAGCCAUGCCACCCAAGGAGGCGCCAAAGCGCCGCAACUGGACUGCCGACGAGGACCUCAUGCUGCUUCGACAGCUGAACCUCGAGCGCCCGUUUCUUACGGAACAGUCUCUGGGCCCGGCCUUGCCGCGGUGGGAAGCGGUUGUCAAGAUCCUCAACGAGUGCGAAGACUUCGACCGCGACGUCGACGUCAAGAGGCUCCAGGGCCGUUUCCAACUUCUCCAAGAGAAGCACCGUAAGGCUAAUGCUGAAUCUAUGACUUUGUCUGGUGUCGAUGAGGACGAGUCGGAGACGACGAAGCUGCUCGACGAGAUUGUGGAGCUCGUCGACGGAAGCAUGCGGGCGGCACGUCUCGACCUUGGUGCCAUCGGGAAAGGCAAAGACAUUGAUCGUUGGGGCGCCGUGGCGGUGCACCACAUCAGCAUAGAGCUGUAAGCGA
Molecule: messenger RNA, 559 nt
Organism: Saprolegnia diclina VS20
Lineage: Eukaryota; Oomycota; Saprolegniomycetes; Saprolegniales; Saprolegniaceae
Exons: 1
Coding region: 127-555 (142 amino acids)
Source: RefSeq, a predicted model, not a curated record